Molecule: messenger RNA, 1867 nt
Organism: Sebastes umbrosus (honeycomb rockfish)
Lineage: Eukaryota; Metazoa; Chordata; Actinopteri; Perciformes; Sebastidae
Exons: 7
Coding region: 363-1271 (302 amino acids)
Biological process (GO): cellular response to lipopolysaccharide; T cell costimulation; immune response
Cellular component (GO): external side of plasma membrane
Source: RefSeq, a predicted model, not a curated record
UUUUAUACACCCGCCGGGUUCCUUCCUCCGGUGUCCUUCCGCGUCACCAAAAUGUAAAACCCAACGAAAUAUCAUUAACAGUAAUCGAAGCUGUCGCCUAUAUAUCCAUCAUCGGUCCAGAUUUCGAUCGGCAAAAAAAACAAAAACGAGAGCGACUGCGAUUCUGGUUAUCUUUGCAUUGAAGUCGGGACUAUAUGAUGUUCUCAGCACACAGACUGGGAUUGUGGGAAAAACCAUGUUGUUUUCUCCCAACCUGUAACUUUCGAAAGCACACCGGACUAUUAUUCUACAGCAGCUCAGGAAUCACCACCAGAAACUGCGCAUCUCAUAGUUUGGUCCUGUAAGACAGAGGAGACACAAGGAUGAAGAUGAUCUGCAGCAUCCUGCUGCUCCUCAGUCUGACCUCCUGUGUCUCUGGAGCAUUUGUAGUGAAUGUGACACAGACCUCCUAUCAGGCAGAGGAGAACCACAACAUCACACUGGAGUGGAUGUUCACAACCAGAACCAGCAGUUCCUCCAACUCACUUUAUAUCUACUGUGAACUGUUUGUUGAGCUCAAGGCCUCAGUCCUGUUUCAUCUCCGUGAAGGUGUUGAGCUCCCAGAGUCUCAGGAUGAACAGUUUACAGGACGAGUCCGGUGGGACAAAGACGUCCUCAGAGACGGACGAAUCAGACUUCACAUGUCCAGACUCAGGAUUAAUGACUCUGGUGUGUACCGGUGUGACGUGCAGACACGUUAUGGAAGGGGCUCUAGGAUAUGUCACCUCAAUGUCACAGGACCAUUUGUAGUGCAUGUGGAACAGUCCUCCUAUUGGGUAAAGGAGAACCACAACAUCACACUGGAGUGGAUGUUCCCAACCAGAACCAACAGUUCCUCCAAAUCAGUUGUUAUCCUCUGUUACCUGUUAGCUGAGCCCGAGGCCUCAGUCCUGUUUCAUCUCCAUGAAGGUGUUGAGUUCCCAGAGUUUCAGGAUGAACAGUUUACAGGACGAGUCCGGUGGGACAAAGACGUCCUCAGAGACGGACGAAUCAGACUUCACAUGUCCAGACUCAGGAUUAAUGACUCUGGUGUGUACCAGUGUGUAGUGCAGACAGGUGAUGAUUGGGGCUCUGAGAUAUGUCACCUCAAUGUCACAGCAGCUGCUGAUGAGCCCAAACCUCCGACACCAACAAUGAGACCACAACCAGAGAGUCCAACAGAGAGUCGGGGAAGGAUCGGCCUCUACGUUGUACUGACAGCAGCUCUACUGGUUCUCUGUGCUGGACUCUAAUUGGCCUUCCUUCAUAAAUCUACUGGUAAUAGAGGAAACAUCUAUACAGCCGUACAGCCAAUAAGAUCCUCAGAGGAACAACCCAUCACGUCUAACCAAGCGACAACCUCCAGUGCUGAGAUAAGGUCUUGUCUAGAAGGUAACCUCCAAGACCUAUCCUAACCUCAACCAUUAGAGGUCAAUACCUAACCUUAACCCAUCAUCAAUGAAUGAAGAGUUCAUCAUUAAGAUUUAGCUGUAAGUUGGUUCAGUUUUCCCUCCAGCUGUUAUCAAUCAUGUGUUUUAUGUUCUCUGUUUACUGAUGGAUAUUGUUACCUUGCACUGAAUCUCCUAAUGUUAACUUUAUAAUGUGUUCAUUCAUAUAAAUGUAGUGAUUCCUUCACUAUGGCCCUUUAGAGUUUUUAAGAUUUUAAUCUGUAACAUGUUUAUAUUUUCAUGGUUUUCAUCACUUAUUCUUAUACUAAAUGUCCUGACUGCAACAUUAUGAUAACGUUUUCCUUUUUAAAUUUCUAUAAUAUUUUGAAGACAUUUAAAUUCAUCUUUGAUCAAGCUUUGUGUGUCAUUGUAAAUAUUGAUAUAAAAACAUUUUCUAAAAA